Molecule: messenger RNA, 778 nt
Organism: Drosophila melanogaster (fruit fly)
Lineage: Eukaryota; Metazoa; Arthropoda; Insecta; Diptera; Drosophilidae
Exons: 4
Coding region: 290-655 (121 amino acids)
Source: RefSeq, marked reviewed
AAUGUGAUUUUUUUUUUUUUUUGACAAAUUCCUGGAAGCAUCAAACAAAUUGCUGAAUAAUCGCUUCUGUUUUGAUUACGUGUCGAAACGCUAAACUUCUAACGCAGCUUGCGGGGGAAAUUCAGGGGGUCGGUGCGACAUCGAUGAGUGGCAACGAAAAUAAACAAGUAAGCCCCACAUAGGAAGCCUCAGGGAAAGGGCUUCGUACUGGCGAGCCCGAAGCUCCAACAUCGAAGACAGUUUACCCCAGACCAGCGACGAAUCCGUAUGCCAAAUUGAAAUCACAGCCAUGGAUGGUCUACAAUAUGCGGUCGAGUUUGCCCACGAUGAUAACCUACUGGGUGGUAGCCCAUCGAAUGUGUCUCAACUCUCGGAAUUUCUGGCCAUGCUCACCCUUAAGUCAGCCGAGGAACGCAAUGAUGACGGCCAAAACCGUCAUGACAAGCUCUUACAAUUCAAACGGGAAGCCGAUUUGCUGGCAACCAAAUUUGAUUCGCCCGAUUAUUACACCCAAAAGGAGGAAUUAAUCUUCAAGGUCGUGUGUGAAUUGCGGGGCAUUGACCACGAGAAGUGGCUCCUGGAUGAAAUGGGACUCAUGGAUGAAGAUGCAUUUGGUGAUUUUCUGCAGGAUGCGUUUGUUGGCAAUGGAGAUUGAGUAACAGCUUCUUGUUUUUAAGCUCUGAUUCAUUGUAAGAAACAUUUACCUUUUGGAAUCUAUUAACUAACAACCAAGAAAUAAAUCUUGAAAUGAAAUCAGCACAUCACCUAGCUGUCAGCC